AUGGAGGGUUCGUCUUACACCUGGAUAGAUGAAAUUCUGGGGCUGAGCGGGCGUGAGUCAUUCCACAUAGACCCGGCCUGGGACUUUUCCGAUGGCGGACACUUCUCUGUUACGCCUCAAAAUGAUACUGCCACACUUGCCGAUGACCUCGACACUGAGCUGCCUCACCCGAAAGUUCCCAUUCCCCGAGAUUCGAAGCCAAGAAAUUGGACCAGAGGUCGAGUCAGCCGAGCAUGCGAAAACUGCCAUGAGCAAAAAGCGAAGUGCAGCGGACAACGGCCCACAUGCGAUCGAUGUCAACAAGCAAAUGUGCAGUGCUCCUACGGGGAUCGGAAGCGAGAGAGAAUGUUGAAGCAAGUAGCGGAUCUAACCUCACGCGCUGAGGCGUACGAGAAAGUCCUUCGCGCAAUUCACCCACGACUCGACACCCCGUCAGCACAACUUGUUGAACGGACGUUGAACGAACUCUCUAGCAACGCCCAGAAAACACAAAUUUCACCGCGGCUUACAUACGGGGCAAUCUUUCCAAUCGGGGCUAUGGAUCACACGAACGAAGAUCUGAAUAAUGAUUCAAGGCUUCAGUCCAUGGGGCUUACAGGACAACUGUCAGAAAUGGCCAGUUUCCAUCGACUAGGAUGCCGGCUAGUCCAAGAUCCUUCGCGUGCUCCUGUUGCCCAUGACGAAUUGCCAUCAAUCACAUCAAUGAACUACUUUCUCGACGACGCUGACCUUCCAGUUCUUGACAAAGUCGAUCUGAUGCAUUGGCCUCCGCGGUUGAUAGCUGAUCGUCUAGUUCAUCGAUUUUUCAAUGCCAUACAUCCACUGUUUCCCGUCAUUGGAAGAAUGGGCUUUCUGGAGCAAUACACACGAUUCUAUUCUAUCUGGAAUGCCCGCCCGAGAAGGAGAUGGCGCACUGUCUUGAAUUUGAUUUUCGCUGUUGCUCAAAUAGAUGAAAGCCUGGAGCAAAAUCAGUCCUUAACCGACUCUGAUGGGCAUUUGGUAUACUUUUUAAGGGCAUGGCAGCUGAAUGGGGCCAGUUCACAAUCGCUAGAGCAUCCAGACCUCCAGCAGGUACAGAUUGAAGGAUUGCUGGCAUUUUACAUGUUUUCGACCGGUCAUCUCAAUCGGUCAUGGCGACUCAUCGGUAUUGCAAUCCGCUCGGCCCUCGCAAUGGGCAUCCAUCUUCGGAGCGAUACAAGAAAUGUCACGCCAUUGUCAAAAGAGACUAGAUACAGGUUAUGGUGGGCCUUGGUUAUGUUGGAGACGGUACUGUGCGUGAUGACGGGACGUCCACCUAGUACAAGUGCCAAUUUCUGCACAACUCCUCUUCCAGUGCCAUUUGGCGAGGAAGACUUUGGGGACCAGCGCGUUGCCCAGUUCUUCAAAGACCGGAAAGCUAGAAGCAUUGCGGAGAUGUUACAUUUGUCCAACGACUUGACGCCCUCACAGGACGAUGACGCACGGCCACCACAAUUGGAGUCACAAAAGAAGGAAGAAAUGAAGCUGCGCAGGAAAAGCAAUUCUUUAAAUGCCGACCAUCCACUAUACCUGCUACACGCGGUUAAUCUGACGCUCAUCAUGCGGGAAACGAUUGCCACGCUGUACGCUCCGACCUCUGUACAACGAUCAUGGCGCGGUAUCGAAAUCGCGCUUACAUUGCUCAACAAUAAUGCCGACAAAUGGCACUCACAUCUCCCAUCUGAGUUGCAAUUUAACGAUAUCCGUACAGAUGGACCUUUCACGCGUCAACGCACCCAUCUGGCCUUUCACUUUUUCUCCCUCAAGCUCGUGAUCUGUCAACCUUGUCUUGGCCCUCUGAAGAUGCCGUCUGAAGCGAGCUCUCUUGGCAAUUUGUGCGAAAGUAUGGCCGCUAUAUGCGUUAGAAUGGGCAUUCUCAUGAUUGACGUUCUUCCUGAUUCACCAGAGCUGAAGUACAUGGAAAGCCUUCCACCAUGGUCAUAUGUACUUCAUUAUCUGAUGCAGUCAGUUUCUGUGCUUCUUAUGCGGCUACUUGCAAGAAAUAGAGUAGAGGAUGAAGAGACUGCUGGUAUAGUUAAAAGUCUGGAGAAGGCCAUCCGGUGGCUCAAAUUUACGUCGGCUAGACAUCCUCCUUCCAAGCGAGCUUGGUCUAUCUGCGUGGAUCUCCUCGACAGUCAUGGCCCAAAAAUAGAUUUAGACAAAGACAAAGACGAAUCUUCGUGA
Messenger RNA from Penicillium atrosanguineum, 2202 nucleotides. RefSeq lists its product as uncharacterized. Gene Ontology annotation, molecular function: DNA-binding transcription factor activity, RNA polymerase II-specific; DNA binding; zinc ion binding. The transcript has 4 exons. NCBI's taxonomy places the organism in Eukaryota, Fungi, Ascomycota, Eurotiomycetes, Eurotiales, Aspergillaceae. The record is from RefSeq and is a predicted model, not a curated record. Gene Ontology annotation, biological process: DNA-templated transcription; regulation of DNA-templated transcription. The coding region runs from base 1 to 2202 and encodes 733 amino acids.